AGUUUCCUCGUCGCGCAGUAGUUUAUUUUGAAUUACUAUGAAGACACAGUAUAAACUCCAACACAAUGGCUGAAAACAACUAAAUCAAAUCCAAAAUAGGUUUUCAAGUCAAUAUAAGCAAACCUAUCAAGGCAUGUCUAAUGUGAGAUUAUGUGGUUUGAAGCCAUUUCGCUUUGGACGAAAGACGUGUCUUUUUGAGUCAAUGAAAAACUUUACGACGCCCAAGAAAUCUUCUAUGUCUAACGAAGGGAAGGGAGGAUCAAUCGAGUGGUCAUUUGUUGGUGCAGACCAAUUGAUUUCAAUGAUGAAGGUCCAUAAGAAGAUCUUUGUCUUCAGGGAUACCAUGGACCUUGCUCCUAUGAAUAGUUCCUCUACCUUGCAUGAGAUGGUUAUUACAACCUUAGAAGAUCUUCAAAGGCUUUACCCGGGGAUCAUACCAAGCAAAAAAGUGUCAAAUAUCAAAGACAAGCCUAUAGAUCAGGAUCUUGUCUACUUCUGCGAGGCUUUAAACUGUCUUGGAGAAUCUUGGAUGAUUAACAAUGAUUGUAUGGAAAAACACAGUUAUGAGUUAUCAGCGUGUAAAGAUAACACCAACAUGCGGCAACUGGUUGAAUGUCGUAGAAUUUCAGCUGGUUGUUGUUUUAUUUAUUUCGCAGGUGAAACUAUGUCGACCACACUUGAUUGUUUGAUUAAGAUUGCGAGUGAGAAGUUUGAUGUUAUGGAAGAAGAUGACCCAAAAAAAGUUAUACGCAACAACUCCUUUUCAGAUAUGACUUAUUCCCCCGUCACACCAAAAUCUGUACUUCCAGAAUCCAUGAGCCCAGCAUAUUCUAGUGACAUUCCUCUUUGGACUCUAAGAGCUGUCGGAAAUCUGAAACCAGUUGAUUUAAAGCGUUUAUCUUACCACAUGUCACCGCCACGCUUGCAAACCCACGAGACCGAGAAGGAACCAACCAUAAACAUGGAAAUAAUAGAUCAAAAAGUUAAAAAUCCAGCAAGAAGCUUAUCACAAGAUAUAGUUCUUCAUUCGGACACCAAUCAUGGAGAAACAUAUGAUAAUCCUCAAGCAACGGAAAACGUGGAGAAACUUUCAGCAUCUCCACCUCCAGCGCCAUCACCACCACCAUCACUACCUUUGAGCUCAAGUUUAGCACUAGUACCACCACCUCUCCCACCAAAACCCCUCAAAACUGGACCAGCUCCGGCACCGCCACCGUCAAUGCCACGUGGAAGCGGAGCAGCUGCUCCACCACCACCACCUCCACCUGGAGCAGGGAGAUCCUUGCGUCCUAAGGCAACUACCAAACUGAAAAGGUCAACACAAUUAGGAAACCUGUAUAGAACUCUCAAGGGAAAAGUGGAAGGAUCCAGCAUCAAAGGCAAGUCAUCCGUUGGGAGAACUAAUGCAAUUGGAGCAGGAACUAGUGGGAAACAAGGAAUGGCUGAAGCUCUAGCAGAGAUGACAAAAAGAUCAUCUUACUUCCAACAAAUAGAAGAAGAUGUUCAGAGGUACACCAAACAGAUCAUAGAACUGAGAUCUGCUAUUACCAAUUUCAAAACAAAGGAUAUGAUAGAACUUGUAAAGUUCCACAAAGACGUCGAAUCCGUUCUUGAGAAUCUAACUGAUGAGUCACAAGUCCUAUCUCGAUUUGAAGGCUUUCCCUCGAAAAAGUUAGAAGCCAUAAGAAUGGCAACCGCGCUUUAUCUUAGAUUGGAUUCAAUUCUUGCCGAGCUUCAAAAUUGGAAUAUAGUGACUCCUGUGAGGCAGUUCCUUGACAAGGCUGAACGUUAUUUCAAUAAGAUAAAAACGGAAUUAGAUUCUUUGGAGCGAAUCAAGGAUGAAGAAUCCAAGAAAUUUAAAAGCCACAACAUCGAAUUCGACUUCUACAUCCUUAUAAAAAUCAAAGAAGCCAUGGUGGAUGUUUCCUCCAAUUGCAUGGAACUAGCACUAAAGGAGAGGCGCAAUGAUGCUGCUAGCAGAGAUUCAGGAUCGAACCUUAUUAAUGGAAAAAGAAAAGAACAUGGCAAGUUGCUUUGGAGGGCUUUCCAAUUCGCAUUUCGAGUCUACACAUUUGCCGGUGGACAUGAUGAUCGUGCUGACAUACUGACAAGAGAAUUGGCUAAGGAAAUCGAGAGUGAUCCGAACCAGCCAUAACCUUUCACAAUUAGCUUAUGCUUCAUGCUACAAUCAUCAUUUUUUUUGUAAUGGACAACUUAGACGUAGCUCCGUAGAUGUCUUCGUGUUAUUCUCUUACCAAAAUCACAGUUUCACUUCUGUGAUGCAUACGGAUAUUUAUUAAAAAUUUACUAUUACAUAAAAAAAGUAUGAACUUUAAAAUAAGAGGAUCGAAUUUUAUUUAUUUUAAAACCAGAAGACGAGAAUUACGUACGAGUUGAGUAAACCGGAAUAAUUC
Molecule: messenger RNA, 2414 nt
Organism: Vigna angularis (adzuki bean)
Lineage: Eukaryota; Viridiplantae; Streptophyta; Magnoliopsida; Fabales; Fabaceae
Exons: 10
Coding region: 134-2155 (673 amino acids)
Biological process (GO): chloroplast organization
Cellular component (GO): chloroplast outer membrane
Source: RefSeq, a predicted model, not a curated record